AUGAACAGACAGCCGGGGCCCAAUGACUGGUGGUGGGCGCAGCACGCGGCGAGCUGCGGCGGAAGUUAUAUUAAAAUUAGCGAGCCAGAGCCGAAGGGGAAAAGGCAAAAAAAUAAAAUAAAUAAAGAGACAGCGAAGACGCGAGCCGCUGCACCCCGUGAAGCCCUCACCAACAGCAGCAGCAGCAGCAGCAGCAGCAGCAGCAGCAGCAGCAGCAGCAGCAGCAAAAUUCUACCGAUCAAUUCAUUUUUCUCGAAGCGGCAGAAGCUAGAAGAGAAGCCUCAGGGCACAAAACUGGAAGAGGCGUCUAGCCGCAGUCCACCUGCUGCUGCUGCGACUCCUGCUGCUGCUGCUGCAGCCCCUGCUGCUGCUGCUGCAGCUAGCGAAGCAGCAGCAGCAGCAGCCACUAAUAGAGACAAGGCUGACCCUCGGUCUCGCGAGCGAAUUGUGGCAGCAGAGCUCCGCGCUGCAGCAGCAGAAAGGCGUGCUGCAGCAGCAGCAGCAGCAGCAGCGGCAGCAGCAGCAGCAGCAGCAGAACAGAAUGCGGCCUAA
Molecule: messenger RNA, 552 nt
Organism: Eimeria necatrix
Lineage: Eukaryota; Apicomplexa; Conoidasida; Eucoccidiorida; Eimeriidae
Exons: 4
Coding region: 1-552 (183 amino acids)
Source: RefSeq, a predicted model, not a curated record